CUGAUUCAGAGCACCAUGGCUUCCUAUACACUGCUGCUGCUCCUGGCCUCAUGUUGUGGGGCUCUGGCCUCCCACCACUAUGCCGGAGUCAUGACCUUCACUCCGAAAGGAAAGAAUGCCGAUGGAUCGUUCAGGGUGGACUUCCGCUACAAGGAGACUUACCAUACCUGCUAUACAACUAACUCCUGGUUCUGUCUCAGUGGAAACUGCGGGACCAUAGAUCGAUUUGAAAUCGGUCAAGUGGAUAGCAAUUCCAAUGGAGCUAAUACUCAAGGGAACACCUGGUGUCAGUCGGAAGCGUUAAUGACGAGAAAUAUUCCAAGCAACACACCUUUUGAAAUGUGGAAAACAGGGUGUUGCUGGAUACCUUCAGAUAGCCUUGGAUCAUGGAGCCUAUUGACACAUGUGGACCUUGGGAUCAGAUCCGACACUAAUGAACCCAACAGAUCUCCAGUCACAACAAUUAUACCUUUCAUCCGGAUACCACGGAAUUGUCCAAGAACAUUUAAUCUGCUGGCUCAUGACCCUGAUAAUGACCAAGUCAGAUGCAGAUAUGGAAGACUUGGUUCCAAUGAGUGCCAUACAUGUAGACAGCAUUCUGGCUUCGCCUUGGAUGAAAAUUCCUGCACCUUGACUUACUGGGAUGCCUUCAUAACAAAGGUUAAUGCCUUUGAGAUUGUCCUGGAGGAUUACCCCACACAAGUAAUCACUCUGAAAUACACCGAUGGCACAUUGUCCACCAAGUCCCCACUAGCUUAUAGAGACAAGCGAGCAGUCCACUCCUACUACUACUACGCUACUGCACCCAUACUACCAACUACAACAGCCACUACGACUAAAGCACCUCACCACUACAACUUCUACCACUACUACAACCCUACAACAACAACAACAGCCCCAACAACUACAACAGCCCCUACAACUACAACAGCCACUACAACUAAAGCACCUCCCCACCACUACUACUACCACUACUACAACCCUACAACUACACCACCCCCUACAACUACAACAGCAGCCCCAACAACUACAACAGCCCCUACAACUACAACACCCCCUACAACUACAACAGCCCCAACAACUACAACACCCCCUACAACUACAACAGCCCCAACAACUACAACGGCCCCAACAACUACAGCAGCCCCUACAACUACAACAGCCGCCCCUACAACUACAACAGCAGCCACAACUACAGCACCCCCUACAACUACAAUGCCCCCUACAAGUACAACAACCACUACAACUACAACAACCACUCCAAUGAUGCCAAUGAUGGGUCUGUGUAAAAUCCCUCUGCAGUUUUCAAUCCAAGUUGAUCCAUCUGUUCAUGACUGUACCGAGGGAAAUAUUCUGCCCAAGUUUCUGUUCCCAACUCCACAAAAUGGAGAAAAACUCAUUGCUGCUGUUGGUCAGGAACUGGAAAUUAAGCUGAAGGCUACAGCAACACAAUCAUGGGUAAAGAACUUCAUCAUCAGUGGACCUCUGAACAUCACAAAGUACAACACUAUCAGAGGAGCAGUUGGAGAAUCUCGAAUCAGGUGGACACCAACUAAAAAUGACUUUGGUGAUCAUGUUCCCAUUUGCUUCAUUGCAGAGAGUCAACAAGGGUACAGAAUCUUUCACUCUGACAUGAGAUGCAUCAUUGUCAUUGUUAAACACAAAUCUGGCAAUGCCAGUGUGAUUUGUACGGAGACCACAAUGACAGUGGAAGUGGAGAAGGCCUCAAUAAUUGGACUUCAUGAAGAUCACCUGCGUCUCAAUGAUCCAUCCUGCACUCCCACCUCCAACCAAACCCAUGUGAUCGCCACCGUGUCCCUCGGCUCCUGUGGGACAGUACUGGAGGAGGACGCUGACAACCUGAUCUUCAAAAAUGAAAUUAUGUCGUUCGACAACGUUGGUGAUGUCAUUACCAGGAAACACCAGGUGGAGAUUGACUUUGUAUGCUGUUACCCCAAGAAGAGCCGUGUGUAUCUGGAUUUCCAGGCACACAAGAUUCCUUACGUGUUCACAGAAAAAGCAUUUGGAAAGUUCACCUACCAGUUUGAGUUCUUCCACAGUGAGCUGUUCAACACUGCAAUAGACACAGAUCACUACCCUGUAGAUGUGGCACUGAAAGACGUGCUCUACAUGCAAAUCAAAGCUACUUCCUCUGUUGCCAACACUGUGCUCUUCGUGGAGUCCUGCAGAGCAACCCCCGUUGAUGAUCCCGACUAUCACAUUUCCUAUGACAUAAUUUCAAAUGGCUGCAUAUUGGAUGGGACAGUGGUGGUCUAUCCAAGUAACUCCACGGAAUACAGAUUUGGAAUGGAGGCUUUCCAGUUCAUUGGACAACAUGAGCAGGUCUUCAUAUGCUGCUCAGUCAUCCUGUGUGUGGCAGGGGAGCCCGGCACCAGAUGUUCUCAGGGCUGCACCACUCCCACACCCACACCCGCCCCUGUUCUACAUCACCUCCACAGGAGGGAUGCUGCCACACAGACUGGGAGACACUCCAUUUCCCAGGGGCCUUUGCGUCUAAAGAAGGCCACAGAAACCACAGUUUCCAACAUGGGCUUGAACAUGAACCUGGUUUUCAUUGCUGCCUUUCUCCUGGUUGUGGUUGUCAUUGUGUGUGGAGCUGUGAUUUAUACAGUAAAGAGGCCAACAUUCAAAUACCAACCACUUCCGUCUACUGACUUCUGAGACACAGUUUUAUAACUCAUUAAACAAAGUGAACACAUUCUAACCAAUCACAUUAAUGCAAAAUGUACCUUUUAUGAAUGAGGAAUGGCCUAAAAUCUUAAAAAUCUUUGCAAACCGUCAUAUAUUCAAAUUUUAUUAGCUUUGUACAUCACAACCCUUGAAUAAUUCCCCUGUGACUAAUUUUUGUUAAAAUUAUUGUUUGUCAUACCACAAUAUUACUGUACUGUAAAUUGACUGGGUGUAGUAUUGUAUUUUCAAACUUAUGUGAAAUGUAAUGUUGUACUGUCUCUAAUUCAUGGUAAUUCAUGAAUAAAAGUUAUGUAAAUAAUA
This is a messenger RNA of Conger conger (European conger), 3012 nucleotides long. RefSeq lists its product as uncharacterized. Lineage: Eukaryota; Metazoa; Chordata; Actinopteri; Anguilliformes; Congridae. The record is from RefSeq and is a predicted model, not a curated record. The transcript has 13 exons. Bases 16 to 2682 code for a protein of 888 amino acids.